Messenger RNA from Phascolarctos cinereus (koala), 2051 nucleotides. RefSeq names its product protein kinase cAMP-dependent type I regulatory subunit beta (gene PRKAR1B). The record is from RefSeq and is a predicted model, not a curated record. Gene Ontology annotation, cellular component: cytosol; cAMP-dependent protein kinase complex. NCBI's taxonomy places the organism in Eukaryota, Metazoa, Chordata, Mammalia, Diprotodontia, Phascolarctidae. Gene Ontology annotation, biological process: negative regulation of cAMP-dependent protein kinase activity. Gene Ontology annotation, molecular function: cAMP binding; protein kinase A catalytic subunit binding; cAMP-dependent protein kinase inhibitor activity.
CGCUGCCGCCGUCGCUGCUGCCGCCGUUGCUGCUGCUGCUCCGUGUGCUGCCGCCGCUGAGCUCGUCCUCUCGCUGCACCGCAUCCAGGUUUGAAGAUGGCUUCUUCUUCCUCCUACAACCUAGAAGAAGAUGAGAGCCUGAAAGGAUGUGAACUCUAUGUCCAGAAGCAUAAUAUUCAACAGCUUUUGAAAGAGUGCAUUGUAAACCUUUGCAUCUCCAAACCUGACCGUCCCAUGAAAUUUCUUCGGGAGCAUUUUGAAAAAUUAGAAAAGGAGGAAUGCAAGCAAAUCUUGGCCCGUCAGAAGCUGAACUCCCAGUCAGACUCCCAUGAUGAUGAGAUUUCUCCUCCUCCUCCAAAUCCUGUCGUGAAGGCGCGUUGCAGACGAGGUGGUGUGAGUGCUGAAGUGUACACCGAAGAAGACGCUGUCUCCUACGUGAGAAAGGUGAUCCCAAAAGACUACAAAACAAUGACUGCCUUGGCAAAGGCCAUCUCUAAGAAUGUGCUCUUCGCUCACCUUGAUGACAAUGAGAGGAGUGACAUAUUUGAUGCUAUGUUUCCUGUCACUCAUAUUGCUGGAGAAACAGUCAUACUGCAAGGAGAUGAAGGUGAUAAUUUCUAUGUCAUUGAUCAAGGAGAAGUUGAUGUGUACGUGAAUAUGGAAUGGGUGACCAACAUUGGGGAAGGAGGCAGUUUUGGAGAACUUGCGCUGAUCUAUGGCACACCAAGGGCUGCCACUGUCAAAGCCAAGACCGACCUCAAACUUUGGGGCAUCGAUCGGGAUAGCUACAGGCGCAUUUUGAUGGGCAGCACUCUGAGAAAACGGAAGAUGUAUGAGGAAUUCCUGAGCAAAGUCUCCAUCUUGGAAUCACUGGAUAAGUGGGAACGACUGACAGUGGCUGAUGCAUUGGAACCUGUCCAGUUUGAAGAUGGAGAAAAAAUUGUGGUUCAGGGACAACCAGGGGAUGACUUUUUCAUCAUUACUGAGGGCACAGCUUCUGUUCUUCAGCGCAGGUCUGAUAAUGAGGAGUAUGUGGAGGUUGGAAGACUCGGGCCAUCAGAUUACUUUGGAGAGAUAGCCCUGUUGCUCAACCGUCCUCGGGCAGCCACGGUGGUGGCCCGUGGACCACUGAAGUGUGUGAAACUUGAUCGUCCUCGUUUUGAGCGAGUGCUCGGUCCCUGCUCGGAAAUCCUGAAGAGAAACAUUCAGAGAUACAACAGCUUCAUCUCCCUUACCGUUUAAGGGAGUCCUUCCUUCUUCCUAACCCCCUCCAAUAUCUGCCUGCCUUUAAAUGUUAACCUUGUAUCUCAUAGGUUUGACCUGGGCCAUUUCAUAGCUUUACCAAGUCAUGUAGUUUUUGGUGACUCUUUAUGUUUCUGUCUGAUGCACUGGAGAGAAUUGACCAUAUUUAGUGUCAGGGAAGACAGUGGAUUUGGAUGAGAUUCACUUUUUGGCACCUUGGAUGAAUUCUAAGAUUUGUGGCUCACAUAUCUGGGAAUAAAAUACUCACCUUGUACAUUUUGUUUGUUUGUUUUAAGUACUACCCCCCCUACUUUAUAGAUAUACUUUAUCCCAUUCAUUAUUUACAGUAAUCCCACGAGUUAGAGAAUUCAUGUAUUAUUGUCCUAUUUUACAGGCAAGUAAACUGAGGAUCAGUGAGAGUGAAUGCCUUGUCCAAGAUAGCACACCUAGGAAAUGGCAGUCUGGAUUUGAACCCAGGUCUUUCACUGAUAAUCCAUUGCUUUUCCCACUGUACCAGACUGCCAAAGAAAGAACAGUCUUUUCUUUCAGCUGAAUUGAUCAAAAAAAGGUAUUUCUCCAACCUGAAAAUGAGAGAGCGUGCUCCUAGGUUUUUCACAUGAGAGGCAGUGAGAAAGGCCACAGCAUUCUAGAACUCUCCAAUGUUGAACCCUAGGUCAUUUUGUUUGUCAUUUAAACUGGCAGUCUUUCUAACUCUGGUUUGCAAAUGAGGUCUUGAAAGGAUGGGUUUGUUGUUUUGUGGACAGUAAGCAAUACUUGGGUGGGUCUCCUUGGUAUAAAAAAGGGGGAAA